Messenger RNA from Mya arenaria, 12402 nucleotides. Its product is annotated as kinesin-like protein KIF21A. The record is from RefSeq and is a predicted model, not a curated record. Gene Ontology annotation, molecular function: microtubule binding; microtubule motor activity; ATP binding. Lineage: Eukaryota; Metazoa; Mollusca; Bivalvia; Myida; Myidae. Gene Ontology annotation, biological process: mitotic spindle organization; microtubule-based movement. Bases 239 to 5272 code for a protein of 1677 amino acids. The transcript is spliced from 36 exons.
UGUCGCCCCGUUUGUAAUGAAAUUCAACCCUGCCAAAAUCUUGAAAUUAAUAGCAUCUAAGAUGUAAUAAAUCGAUGUUUGAACAUUCUGCAUGAAUAAAAAUGAUUGUUAUAAAAUUAGGGCAAGCUGGUUUAGUUGAACAUUUAACCUAGGGUGAAAUAAAUUGUAGGCUGCGUAAAACAAUGGCUUGACAUUUGGACUACUCAAACUUUCGAACACCUGUUGAAGGGAAAAGAAAAUGGGAGACCAAGACGAUACGACAGAGGAUGAUACCUCUGUGAGAGUGGCUCUAAGGAUUCGGCCACAGCUAGCAAGGGAGAGAAUCGAUAUGUGCCAGGUCUGCACGGCUGUUAUGGAACAUGAAAAACAGGUUAUCCUGGGAAAAGACAAAUCAUUUACCUUUGACCACGUAUACGAUAUCCCAUCAACACAAGAAUUUAUCUACCAGGACUGUGUGCUGAAACUUAUAGAUGGUUGCUUUGAUGGUUAUAAUGCGACGGUAGUGGCAUAUGGUCAGACUGGCUCAGGAAAGACUUACACGAUGGGUACGGGGUUCGAUGUCAGCAUGCCAGAGGAGGAAAUUGGGAUCAUCCCACGGGCUGUGGAACACUUAUUUCGGGGUAUAGAAGAGCGAAGACAGACUGCUAUACAGAAAAAUGAGCCUCCUCCAGACUUUAAAGUUAACGCUCAAUUUAUGGAGUUGUAUAAUGAAGAAAUUUUGGACCUACUGGAUGCAACAAGAGAUGUGGAACAUAAGAAUCGCAAGUCAAAUGCCAAAAUCCAUGAAGACGCUGAGGGUGGGAUAUAUGUCGUCGGUAUAACAACAAGAAUGGUGCACACACCUAAAGAGGCAAUGCAGUGUUUGGAGGUUGGCGCCCUGUCCCGGUCCACUGCGAGCACAAACAUGAACGCAACUUCAUCCAGAUCACAUGCUGUCUUCACUCUCCACAUAAAACAACACAGGCUUGUCAAGGAGGAGAGUCCUGUGUUUGAUGGAGAGGAAGGAGAGCAUGGAGGGCAAGGGGAGGGCACUGUGGCCAGAUCAGACGAGGCCUUGACAGAGUUUGAGAUACUUACAGCUAAAUUCCACUUUGUUGACCUUGCCGGCUCUGAGAGGCUCAAAAGGACUGGUGCUACUGGGGAUCGCGCAAAAGAAGGCAUCUCCAUCAACUGUGGACUGCUGGCACUAGGGAAUGUGAUCUCAGCGCUAGGUGACAAGACCAAGAAAGGAUCUCAUGUGCCUUACAGAGACUCCAAACUUACACGUCUCCUCCAAGACUCCCUGGGAGGGAAUAGUCGAACCCUCAUGAUUGCCUGUGUGUCCCCGUCAGAUCGAGACUUUAUGGAGACACUUAAUACGUUAAAAUAUGCAAACCGUGCUAGGAAUAUUAAGAACAAAGUGAUAGCUAAUCAAGAUAAGGCCAGUAAACAGUUAGCCAUUUUGCGACAAGAAAUUAUGCAAUUACAGCAAGAGCUGACGGAAUUUAAAUCAGGUAAGAGAGUGGUUGAUACUGACGGCCUAGAAACCACAAGCGAUGUCUUCCAUGAAAACUCAAUGUUGCAAUCACAGAACGACAAACUACGGACUAGAAUCAAGUCCCUAAACGACACAGUUGAGCAGCUUACAGUACGUAACAGUGAACUAUUGGCAGACAGGGCUCUCGCAGAUCUUGGGAAUGCGUCUGGUGACCCAGGCAGUGACGAGGUUGUCAGCCUCAUACGAGGAUAUGAAAGACAGCUGGAAGAACUCAGAGCGAAACUAUCGGAGUCUGAACAUAUGAAUGAGCGAUUACGUCGUACCCACCAGUUAUCUGCCUCCCGUCUGGGCAUGAGCACACUUCUAUCGCCAAUGGCCAACUCCAUGUCGACCAUGUCAAUGUCCCAAAGCUACGAGGCACCUUUGUCUCCUGAAAACCAGCUGACGUCGAUCCUAGGUCUUGCCAAGAAGGAUGUGAAGAAGUUGAAGAAACUCUCGAAGUCCAGGGCUAGAUCUAGAGUUGACCAUGAUAGUGACAAGGAGAACGUUGGUUCCGACCAGGAGCAGGCCGAGGAUGAGGGCGUAGUGGAGGAGGGAGGGGAGGAGAUCGUGGAGAAAGCCUCGUCAGAGAAGUCUGAGAAAGAUGAUAGCAACAUUGACGAGAAUGGAAACCUGGAACAAACAGCAAGUGUGGACGGGGAUAUUGGUGAUGAGGAAGAUGACGACGAUGACGAACUUGACCUUGGAUCAUCCGGAUCUGACUCAGAAUCUGAUAAAGACUCGGACAACAUCCAUGAGGACUUAGCAGAACUGACGUGUGAGAUCUCCAUUAAACAGCGACUUAUAGAGGAGCUAGAACAGAGCCAGCGUAGAAUUCAUGCCAUGAAGUCGCAGUAUGAGGAAAAGGUCACAGUUCUCAUGAACAAGAUUCGAGAAACUGAAAAAGAGCGAGAUAAAGUGCUGUCUAACAUUGGUCCUAGUACAACAGGGAAGGUGGAUGCAAACAAAGCUGCGGAAAACUCCAAGAAGGUCAAGGAGCAGUUUGAACGCAAGCUAAAUGAAAUGCAGAAUGAGCUGAAGAAGGUGAAUGCUGCCAAGAAGGAGCAUGCCAAGCUCAUCAAGAACAACUCACACACAGAGAAACAGCUGAAAACACUCCAGCAUGAACUAGGGGAAAUGAAGAAAACAAAAGUGCGACUCAUGAAACAAAUGAAGGAGGACACUGAGCGCAACAAGAAGUUGGAUGCCCGACGUACACGUGAACUGUCACAGCUCAAGAGGGAACAGAUGAAGAAGGAGGGCCUCAUACGUACGCUCGAGAACCAGAAGAAAAACCAGGACAUGAUCCUCAAACGUAAACAGGAGGAGGUGGAGUCGUUACGUAAGAAGAAUCGGCCAAUGUCUUCCCAGGCUGCCGGUAGGCUAUCCAGCUACCCAAGGCAGCCCCGUAUUGCUCAAGGGCCCAUAUCUACCUCUUCCCCCAUACGGAGACGACACAGGGGUGUUUUUAAUGCAAGAGCGGCCAAAAACAAGUGGAACGCUAUUGAGAAAAAUGUGAACUCUGUCAUAAACAAGAAACAAACAAUCACGAAUAUAGAGAAAGAUAUGGACAUCUGGUUAAAGCACCGAGAAAAACUAGGCAAGAAAAUUGAGAAAUAUCAAAAGAAGAAAGAGACCUUGAUAUCUCUGGGGCAUCUUGAGAGCAAGAUUGUUGAGGUGAGCGACGUGAUUGCUUCACUGCAGAACCAGGUGGCGUUUGCCCAGGAGAACAUUACCGAGUGUCAGUCCAACAUUGUACAGGUGGAAGAGAGCAAGGAGGAGGGAGGCGGUCUCGAUCCAGCCACACUGGUGAGUGCUGUGAGCCUGGAGGAGGCUAAAUAUCUGCUGGAGCACUUCAUUACCAUGGCAAUAUCAAAGGGCCAGGCCUUAGCGGGUAAGGAGUCUGAAGUGCGAGAGUUGAUGGCUAAACUCCACCAGACCGAGCUGAACAACACGCUUCAACAAGACCUGCUCAAACAUAUGAUGGAUGGCAGGGCCGAUAUCGAGGUGGACAACCUUAUGACUGAGCAGGUUGAUGACAUGGAUAGCUCCACGAGCUCAUCAUCCAGUUCCCCAGUGGACAGCAUGUUUGAGAGUCGUGUGGAGCCCAUGGUCAGCCAACGGUCAAGCCCACUCAUGGCUGCCAGCUGGGACCCCGCAACUGCUGCCAAACGUGACAAGGAUUUUCAUCGAAUAUUGCCUACUAUACUCGUGCAGUAUGUCCGCAAUUCUCUCCCAGUAUACUUGCCUGCCAGACGAAAACAAGCCAACCUGGAUGACAUGCUGUAUGCGGCUUCAGACGAGAUGGUUGGAACCCUUAACCCUGUCCCUGAGAAUGCGGUGACCAAAACCAAGGUGCAGACGGGGCCUCCUGUGAUGAGCCAGAGUGCCCCACCCCCUGCUGUCCCUGGUGGUGGGGACAACUUCCUCAUGCCCCCUCCCACCGUUCCCCCACCACACAGGACCCUCCCACAGAGGCCAGCGAGUACUUCCAGACUGCCCAGUGUGUCUCCCAGCAUGCGGAGGAAGGACAACAGUAAGCCUAGCCCUAGUCCCUCCCCAGUCCUACGACGUAAAAACAGCUUCACCCUCCCAGCCAGGUCCAACUCUGUGGAUGCUGCAACAUCAUCAGAUACAACUCCGCCUUCCUCGCCCCAGCCUGGUCGACGGGCAGACAGACUGACAAACGCAGAUGCAAAUGUGUUUUCACGGCUCACCAGCAAUACCACCGGCAUCUCGGACCUCAAUGUGAAAAGUGGCAGUAUCGUUACGGCUAGUGCGAGGUUAAGCAUGAAGCAGUCGGGACCACUCACAUGUUCACAGGUGGUCGAGGGACAUCUCAAGGCUGUCCUCUCCGUUACUGCUACUGAUGACCUCCUUUUCACCAGCAGUAAAGACCGUACGGCGCGAGGUUGGGACCUCCAAACAGGGAAACAGAUUCACCUUCUACCCGGGCAUCCAAACAAUGUGAAUGUGGUCAAGUACAGCCCGGAACACCACCUAGCCUUCACCGUCUCACAGUCUUACAUCAGUGUGUGGGACACCCGACAGAAAUCUUGUAUUAAAACUCUCAAUUCAUCCGGACUGACCCAGGACGGUCAAGUGAGCACGUCAAGCGUACAGAUUGACCUACCAAUGGGCGAACACCACAUCAAUGACAUCGCUCUCAAUGCCAACAACUCCCUUCUGUACAGUGCUGCUGGAAACACUGUCCGGGUCUGGGACCUGAAGAGGUUUGCAGCGGUGGGAAAGUUGAGCGGAGGCCACCAGGCAGCCAUUAUGGUUCUAGGCGUUGACCAGCAGACCGAUAAGGAUGUCGUUAUCACUGGCUCAAAAGACCAUUAUAUCAAGGUUUUUGAAGUGCAACCGGAGGGAGAAGGGGUGUUUACGCCCAAGUAUAACCUGGAACCGCCCCACUAUGAUGGUAUUCAGUCCCUCGCUGUGCAGGGCAAUACACUGUUCUCUGGAUCCCGGGACUUUUGCAUCAAGAAAUGGGAUCUAAGCAAUCACAGCCUUGGACAGUCCCUAAACUCGGCCCACAAGGACUGGAUCUGUGCCCUGGACUUCCAUCCAGGCUCUGGAGCCCUGCUGAGUGGGUGUCGGGCAGGCUACCUCAAGAUGUGGAACCCUGAGACAUGCACCCAGAUUGCCGAGAUUCGCGCACACACCAGCCCCAUCAAUGCCAUAGCCACAAACUCUACUGCCAUCUUCACAGCAUCAAACGAGGGAUUGGUGAAGGUUUGGCAGGUCAGCUGAUGCUUACAUAGCCAGGAUGCUGUGCCUUUAGAUGGCUUCACUCCCAACCCCUUCUUCUCCUUUCGCCAAUCUUAGUUCUUUUCAGCUUAUGGUGCUAUUCCUUCACAGCUAUUGUAGACAGCAAACAUUGUACCAGUUGUUUUUUGUGUGUAAAAAAUAUUCAAGCAGUGAGUGGCCUUUCUUCACAGAAGUGCAUGGUUUUUGCUUACACGAGGAUGUCAUAGUAACGCCAGUGUUUUUUAACCAGAUUUCUAUCAAUUUCAAUCAAUAGAUAAGCUAGAUUUUCAAUUUGUUUAAUUAGACGUCUCCUUGUUGGCCUAAGGGAUUAUGUUUAUUGGAGAAUAUGAACAAAUGUGAUAAUGAUAAAAGCGAACCGCUGGGUCAUGUUCCUGGAGUUAAGGUUACAUGUCAUAAUCUAUUCUCUGUUUUAAAUGGACAUAAACUUAGGUUAUGAUUUCAUCUGUUCCAUAAAUGACUGAUAAUUAUAAUAUCUUAUGAUUAAGAGAAAGAAAAAUCAUUGAGUUUCUAGUAUUUCAAAAAUUGUAUUAAAAUGACAAUCAUCUUCCUCCGGUUCUGCUUUUUGUGAUAUUUGUUUUUAUAAUUAGAUAUUGUUUGUGACGAGAUAUAUUGUUGCUUCAGAAUAUUUAUUCACCUGUUUAAGUGAAAUGAGAUUAUACUAUAUAUAUAUAUAAUGUUAAAUGUUGUAUUCUUGCCAUUGAUGUUCAUCGCGGGUAAAUGUUAAGUUUUCAUCAACUCUAUCUAUAGACAUGUACAUUGUGAGUUAUAUAUAAUUGUGAUUGAAUUCCUGCUGUAUAAAGAUAACAGCGGCCAAAAGGACUUGUCAAGAAAGUCUUUUUCUGUGAUAUUGGACAAUUGCAUGUUAGCUAAAUGAUUGUGCUUGUCUAUAUGGUGUACUUUACUGCAUUAUUUUUAAUUUAUUUCAGAAAUAAAGGUUUUAUUAUUUAGAAAAAUGCAUUGAUGCUGUAGAAACAAUUAAGAGAACUAUAUAUAAUCUGAUUCUUCUCUAGUUUAGAAAAGUGGGAUGGUCAUUAAAAAUAGGCUUUUUGUCCGUUUUUUCAUAUAAAAUUACCUUUAAAAUAUUAAUCCGAGACUGCAAUCAGAUUUUUUUUCCAUACUGCUUUGUUUCAUCGCACAUUAUAUGCAGCUUUGCUUGAGUUGAUAGAAAACAAUAUAUAACCUUUGUCUAAUGAACGGAUAUGGACAUUUAAAGAUAUACUGUAAUAUGGUUGUAUUAAAAGACUUGUCAUUGAAUAUAGGCCUGAUUGUUCUGAAUUUUGUUAAAGUUAAAAAUGUUAUUACUGACAUCAUUUUUUAACUUUUAGACUUGAAAUAUUUAAAAUUCUACUUGUUUCUUUAAUUAUAAACAAGUAUGACUAAAACAUUUGUCUAAAAUAUUAACCUAUAAUUUUUAUUUUUUUAUUAAUACAUGUAGGUAAAUGCCACAAAAUAUCACUUAUAUCAUGUGCUUUUCUAGCUUUGAUCAUUUAAGUCAGUCAAUUGAGUUAAACAAAAUUAUGCAAAAUAAUGCAUUAAAACUUAAUGAAAAAAAAAUAAUAAUUUAAAGCAUAAGCCUAUAUUGUGCUUGUUUAACAAAGUUCGGAACAAUCUGCCCAUCGUCUCAUGAAGAUUUAGAUCACUUUACCUUCUGUAACCUUUGCUUGUUUUUAGUUUCUGAUUUCUUUAUUAGGAUCAUUUGGUUUUAUAUUUUGUUGCUGAUUUUAGCAUGUCUAAAUAUUGUGUUGUUUUUCUCUAUUCUUCAGUGACAAUACAGUGCGAAUCUGGCGCCAUAGAAAUGCCGGGUCUCAGGAUUUCCUGAGCGAUAAUGCUGACACGCCAGCCUUGAUAACAGACAAAAACACUGUCACUCUUAUUAGCUAGCAUUAGCCUUUUGUACUUUGUGAAAUAUUAAGAAACAUCUCUUUCUUUCGGUGAUUAUUAUUGAAUAAAUAAUCUCUAAUUUCUAAUACCGAAGAAUGCUUGAAUUUUGCUGAACUCACACAAUGUAAUAAAUACAAUGUUUCUGAAAGAGAAUAUAUACAUUAUAUUUUGGAAAAGGCACAGGGUUACCUGGAAGUAAUUCAUAUCAUUAUGGCACCAUUCAAAAAAUAUAUAUAUAUGUAUUAUUAUAAACCUAUUCAAGCUGGUCAAAUCACAAAUACCAUGAAGAUUAAAUGACCUGACAAAAAUAAGUCAUCUUACAGAACAUGCAUAUCAAUGGUACAAUUAAACUAAACAUAGUUCUUGAUUUUUUUUGUUACUAAAUAUCUUUUAUAGCUGUUUGUUUUCUUAUACAAUCUAAUCCUGUUUUAACUCAACUCUUUUUUAGUUUCCUGUAAACAGUAAUUUCGGCUAGUUUAGGAGGUAGUUUAUUGCAAUUCAAAAACACAUGUUAAUGAUACACAUGUUAAUGAUUUUUUUUUAUUUACUUAGUUUUGUAUUUUAUGUGUACAGCAUGUGUGUUUUUAAAACACAUGUGCUUUAAAUGCAUUUGUAUUAUUAUAUAAGCAGAAUGAAUUACACACUUGGUGCACACGGGGGACCAUAUUAAUAGAAUUCUUAUCCCUAGACAUGGCUCAUUGAUUCCACUCCAUAUAUCGACCAAUUAUUUUUACAGUCCAAUCAAAACCUUUGGCUUGGACAUUUUGGAUAUAACUAACUGAAAAUACCAAAUUGUUUUGGAAACACAUAUCUGUUUAUUAUGAUAUGGUUUUCCUUAGAAGGACUAAUUGAUUGGACAUUCAAAUGUCAUUUUCAUUAUUAUGGGCAUUAUAUAACUAUGUCAUUGUAUGCUGGCCAUGAUGUCAGUUUGAAGACUGUAAUGUCAUAGUGGUUUAACAUAAGGAAGGGCGACAUACAAUUAUACAGUUCUCCUUAACAGUUAAUACAGGUCAAGGUCACAGUGCAAGGGGACGUUACUCCAUGUAUUGUUAUAUGGAUGAUGUCAAAAUGCCCCGAUUUUAUGACCUUGACCUUAUGCAAGUGUCUCCAUUUCAAGCACAUGAAACAUUUUAAGACCCCUUUGCACUCAUUGCUGGCAUUAUUUCAAUCAGAGAUGGUGGAAAAAAAUCUUUUGAACGUAAUUAUAUAAUCUAAAAAAAAAUUGCGAUAGCGUACUGAUGUAUUGCCAGUAUAACCAGGGAAUGUAAUAAAAUCACAUAACAUUAGAUUGGAUAUAAUGGACUCUGUAACAGAUAGGGCUUAUUUUCCUGUGUAUGAAUUAGUCUUGUAAAAUGGUUUUCUUUUAGAGAUAGCAGUGCUUUUAUCGCUGUAAAUUCUUUGAGAAAAAUAAUUAGGGCAAACAGAGGCAUAUAUCAGAUAUGCCCAACUAGCUUUUACGGAAAGAUACAGAAAAUUGUUUUAAAAAAGUAUGAAAGGUAGGUGGCACAAGAAGAGAAAAUUAACCCAUUUCACAACCAUCUCCAAGGUUACUUGCUCUUGUUACACUAAGGGAAUAAGGCCCGAAGUUUUUAAAAAAAAUAAUUGUGUAGAUUAGUCUGUUGCCUUGGUUACAUUGUGCAAAAGAACAUUCCAAUUAUGUGUCUUAUUGAUGAUUAUUUUUCAAAUUUGUCUCAUACUUCAAAGUAAAGUUAUAAUUACCACAAUACAGCAUAAUGUGUUCUGAUCAUAUCAGGUCUCAACGUUCAGUUAUUUACACCAAUUUAUGGUAACCAUUUGCUUUGCUUAGAUAUGCUGUUCUAUGUUUGUUUGAGUUGGCUUUUUAAGUAAGCAUAAUAGAUAUUUGUUUUCUUGCACCAUUAUACUCUGGUUUCAUUUAGCUAGCUGUGUUGUUUUGCUUGUUUUAAAGUGCUGUUUUUGUUGUGACUUUUUUGUUUUAGAACAAAUAUGAAGAUCUGAUUCAAACUCAAAAGGCAUUUCGGCCGAUUGUUCAGAACUUUCUUAAAGUUAACAAUGAGAUUUACGACACCGUUGUUAACUUUUAAACGUCAUUUCACUAGAUGAUGUGCUCACAUAUUUAAAUAUAACCCGUAUUUCGGAGACAGUUGUUUCAAAGCCUCAAAUCCUGUGAGAAAAAACUGCAGAUCACAAGUGUAUCCAUUAAACUUCCAGAGCAGUCAAGAUUUCAAAGUUAGCAACGAUGAGGUUCACAACGUUGUUAACUUUAACAGUUGUGAACUAUCGGCACAAUGUCUAACUAAUGUCAUUUCAUUGCCAAGCAAUUAUAUAAAACUUGGUUGUUUUUUGUUUGUUUAAAGUUAGCCAAAACAUAUUUUAUCGGUCAAUUUUAGUCUAGUAAUUUCUCAAAUCCUUUAAAUGUGAAUAUAGCCUACUAUAAUAGAAGAUAACAUGUGAACAACUAGGUAUUAUAUAUAUGCCAUUUCAUCUGUAAUGCUGCUGUACUAUUUGAAUUAUGUGCUUAAAAACUUGUAUAUAAUAUACAUACAUGCAGAUAAAUGAUUAUUAUACAGUGUUAAUUGUUGUUUCAUGUUAUUUUUUACUGUGUAAAAAAUGUUGUGCCAAUUUUUCAUAUAAUGAACUAAAUAGCUUGACACUUAAGGAACUGUGUUAAGAAGUAAAUUAAAUUGUUUUAAGUGAAAUAUUAAACUUUAAACGAAAAAAUGGCCCAAUUGCUCAGAGAUUGCCGAGAACUUUGUUAAAGUUAACAACGAGAUUGACAGUAUCAUUGUUAACUUCUCAAUGUGAACUAUUUUAAGAUGUGCUCAUAUAUUUUAAUGGAACAAGUAAAACUGAAUCAUUUGUCUCAACUCUUGUUAGGAACAAUGCGGAUCAGUGAACUUUCCAGAGCAUUACAGAUUUGAAAACUGACAGUGAUGAUGUUUACAAUGUUUUUUACUUUAACAAAGUUCUGAACUACUGGCCAAUGAUGGUCAAGUUGUGGACCUCAAAAUGAUCAUCAUAUGGAUGAAUCUUGAUGACAUUUUGGGAGUAGAAUAUGGGUUUUAAAGUUCAGAAUUAAUCCUGAAAUCUGGAAAGAAAGUUUUUAACUUUUGCUCCAACAUUUGCACCCCAAAACAGUAGGAAGUACAUUAAAAUGAAUAUAAUUGACUUUGUAAACAAUUUUGAAAGGGUCUUAUCCCCUCUACCCUGCCGCGGGCAUGAAUCUGUGUACUGUUACAGACCCCCAGCUAUUUUUCAGAACUGACAAACAUCACCUGUUAAAAACCCUGAAAAAGCAAAACAAAAAAUGACACUCUGGCCUAAUUUGUAUAGUACUACAAUGUCCACAGUCUUGAACCAGGUCCUGUUUACAUUUAUGGUUGGACGUUGUUUGUUAUUUUAUUUUCUGGUCUCAAAAUGUUUUUACAUUAGUUGUUUUAAACUAUUUUGAAAACCAAUGAAGUAAUUAUUUGAAUUGUAAACUUGUUAGUCAUUGUUAACUCUACUCACUAAUAUUGAUCUCGCAAAGAUAAAAUCUGGCUUACAGAGUAAUGAUUAUGUUUUACUUAUAUUUAAUGUUUUUGUUGCACAAUAGUAUGCUAUUACAUGGACAUAAUUAUAAACCAUAUACCCAUGGCUAUUAUUAACCUUUAGGUAUAAAUUAUGAAUAUGUCUCUGGCUAUGAUCGUUUGCUUGAAAAAAAUAAGUAUAAUAACAGAGCCAGGACCAGAUAAUAUUUAUAUGAUUCAGAAUGAUUAUUCUGUUUUCUCUCCUCAAAUGUAAUUUUCCAAAUGAUGUAUAUACAUGAUUCAAACAUUUUACACACUGUUGUUAGCAAUUGUAAAUACUGAUUGUUUUUGUUAAUAUAGUGAUAUGUUGUUGCUAAUGUGAUACUGUUUUCUACAUAGAAUUUACUACACACCGGUCAUUAUUGCAUUGUCUGUUUCUCCCUCAAUGUUGAUAAUCAAAUCAUAGUAACACUUAGAUUUUAUUGAAUGUAUACUGUGAGCACAUCAAUAUGGAACAAUUCAUUAAUAGUAUUUUAUUAAUUAUGAACAUAAACAAAAUAUCAUUCCAUUAGAGGCCCAGCACUGAAGGGUGGGGUCAAUGCUUUCAUUAUAUGCUUUUUGGCGGAUUUAUCAGUGAAAUAAAAAUGAUACUUCUCUGUUUCACACAGUCAAAAUAUCAAUUUGAUAUUUUACACUGUUUUGCAAUUUCAGCCUAUUGUCACAUUCAGAUCAAACAUUAGCAUACACAGGGCUGGGACACAAUUUCAACAACUUCAUUUCUGAAAUGAUAUUCCUUUAGGCUUUAGCAUAAAAUUUUGGUGCUCUUUCUUGAAAAAUUACAACUAAAUGUCAUUUUAUAGACUUUCUAGCAUAAGAUAAAAAGAAAAAUUGUUUGCUUCAGUGUAUGAUUACAAAAUAUUUCACCUUGUGAACACCAAAAAGAAAAAUAUUUCACUUGUGGGUACACCAAUCGUGUAAAAAAUAUCUCCUGCUAGUGUUCACCUAUGUAUGUAAAACAAGCACAUACCCUUAUUUGAAAUAGUAUAACAUGAAUAACAUUAUAUUAUGAUAUCUCAGAGUCCGAUAUUCUGAUUUACCAUGCUAUCAUACAGUUGUUAUGGCAACAGUAGAGUCAAUUAUCUAGCAGUUUCAGUCAGCCGGCCUUUGGAAAUAUUGUCUGAUAUGUUUUGUCAGCAGUGAAAUUUUUGAUUCUGCAGUAUGGUUUGUUUAUCAACAUUGGAGGACAAAAGAGUGUUAACCAUAUGUCUCAUAGAAUGUGUUUUGUUUGUUUUAGUCUUCAGUAGAACUGUUUUCACGCAUCUGGUUGCCAAGGGAUGCCCUGUGUUUGGUUUCCUUUAUGUAAUAUUGCUAGGAUCGUUAUGUAAUAUCGCUAGGAUUGUUAUGUAAUAUUGCUAGGAUUAUUAUGUAAUAUUGCUAGGAUCAUUAUGUAAUAUUGCUAGGAUCAUUAUAUAAUAUUGCUAGGAUCAUUAUGUAGUAUUGCUAGGAUCAUUAUGUAAUAUUGCUAGGAUCAUUAUGUAGUAUUGCUAGGAUUAUUAUGUAAUAUUGCUAGGAUUAUUAUGUUAUAUUGCAAGGAUCAUUAUGUAAUAUUGCUAGGAUCAUUAUGUAAUAUUGCUAGGAUCAUUAUGUAAUAUUGCUAGGAUCAUUAUGUAAUAUUGCUAGCAUCAUUAUGUAAUAUUGCUAGGAUCAUUAUGUAAUAUUGCUAGGAUCAUUAUGUAAUAUUGC